Coffea eugenioides is the source of this 1318-nucleotide messenger RNA. RefSeq names its product probable phytol kinase 1, chloroplastic. Gene Ontology annotation, cellular component: chloroplast. The transcript is spliced from 6 exons. NCBI's taxonomy places the organism in Eukaryota, Viridiplantae, Streptophyta, Magnoliopsida, Gentianales, Rubiaceae. Bases 135 to 1112 code for a protein of 325 amino acids. Gene Ontology annotation, molecular function: phytol kinase activity. Gene Ontology annotation, biological process: vitamin E biosynthetic process. The record is from RefSeq and is a predicted model, not a curated record.
UAUAAGAAGCCAACCUGCCUCCAGAUAUUGUUGGGAAAGCUAACUGGCAAUUCUUAGUACUUACCACAUCAGUGAAAAAAAUAAUACUAGUAGUAGUAAAAAAGAAAUUUAGUGCAAAGAAAGAGAAGUCGGAAAUGGCGAUCGGAACCAAAGUGAGCGUGGGUGUCAUAGUCGCCGCCUCCUCCCUCGCCAAUUGCAGAACCACUUUAUCCUUGGUUCAGUUCCACCUUCCACUACUCCGACCCCGCCUGCCGUCGGCUGGGCCCUUACACAACCUCCCUCUAGCUCACGUUUCCAAUCUUAUCAAGUCUGGUUAUUGCAUUCAAACUUCUCAGGAGAAAAAUAACUAUACUCGUUCGUGUAAGCAACGCGCUUUUUUCGGAGACGGCGGCUUGGAGCUGCACGAUGCCGGAGCCACGGCUUUGGUUGUCGCCGGAGCUUACACUCUCGUCUCGACUUUUGAUAAACUCACCUCCGCAAAUCUCAUCCAACAGAAUUUGAGCCGAAAACUGGUCCACAUACUGUCUGGAUUGCUCUUCAUGGCUUCCUGGCCAAUGUUCAGCACAUCCACAGGAGCUCGAUACUUUGCUUCGCUGGUGCCCCUCAUAAACUGCUUAAGGCUUAUUGUCUAUGGCCUUUCAUUGGCUAAAGAUGAGGGACUCGUAAACUCUGUCACUCGAGAGGGGAAGCCUGAGGAAUUGCUUCGAGGUCCCCUUUAUUAUGUUAUGAUACUAAUUUUAAGUGCAAUAUUUUUCUGGCGUGACUCUCCCGUUGGAGUGGUUUCAGUGUCAAUGAUGUGUGGUGGGGAUGGCAUUGCCGAUAUCAUGGGAAGGAGAUUUGGAUCCUUAAAACUACCUUACAAUCAACAGAAGAGUUGGGCUGGUAGCCUCUCCAUGUUUGUAUUUGGUUUCUUGAUUUCUAUUGGGAUGCUGUACUACUUUUCAGCCCUUGGAUGCUUUCAGUUGGAUUGGAGCUGCACGAUACAAAGAGUUGCCUUGGUAUCCUUGGUAGCAACACUGGUGGAGUCCCUCCCAACUACAGGAAUAGUAGAUGAUAAUAUCUCUGUUCCUAUAGCAAGCAUGGUAACUGCGUUUUUGAGUUUUGGUUACUAGCUGGUCAGAGAGAAUACUGUGUUACAUGCGUGUCAUAAUUUUUCUGUGGGCACUUCAAAUACUUCCCUUUUCAAUAUUUCCUGUUUCGUUUUUUUACUUUCUGGUGCAUAUUUUUCUUAUGUUUUAACCCCCAAAUUUCCUUAGCUCAUUGUAUUUGGGAACAAUAAAGAAGAAAAGGAGUAAUGGUUGGUACCUCCUUAUUUGAA